AUGUCGACGCUACUAAAGCAGGCUCACAAGGACCAGUUGUCUAAAUGGAUAACUCCAUCAACAAGACAUAAGUUUACGUUACUGUACAAGAUCAACCUUGACGGAUGUAACGCCCAGACCUUCCAUAGUUAUUGUGACUACAAGGGACCAACUGUCACCGUCCUGUACAACACUGACAACUCAGUGUAUGGGGGAUAUACCGCUGCCAGCUGGAACUCAAAUGGGGGCUUUAUUACUGACGAUCAGGCAUUUCUAUUUAAACUAGAAUAUAACGGUAAAGCACAACCAGUGAAAUUUCCUAUCCACACAGACGGCAACAACGCAAUCUAUGGACAGGAUAAUUAUGGACCAACAUUCGGAAGAGGUCAUGACUUGAAGUGUUUCUGGGAAACUGUAAAUAAAACAGGGACUUAUUUCACACUAAAUGGUGAAACUAAUGUUGGGAAUACGUACAACAUGAAAGGACAGGACAAAAACAGUGUAAUGAAUGGCCAUCUAAACGUCUUGGAACUGGAGGUUUACAGCGUGGAAGAGUACAAUUUGCUUGUAAAGCCCUGGGUAGAGAAUGUUGACUGGAGUCGUAAGUUUGAGAAGCAGAUUAAGGAUAACGUGGCAAGUUAUAAACCGUUAUCCGGACUGGACCUCCAGCAGGCGAGGAUCCUGUUGGUCGGACAGGUUGGGGCUGGAAAGUCCAGCUACUUCAACACCAUCAAUUCCAUCUUCCGGGGACAUAUCAGCGGACAGGCUAAUGCAGGGAGUGCUGAACAUAGUUUAACAACUUCUUACCGGAUGUAUGAAAUACACGACGGAUAUGCCAGUAGAACAUUCAACUUCCGGUUGUGCGACACACGUGGUCUAGAAGAGGAUCAAGGUCUGAAUGAUCAAGAUGUUGGAUACAUACUUGAUGGUCACGUGCCUGACAGAUACAAUUUCAAUCCGGCUAUACCACUUUCGCCUGACGCCGAAGGAUUCGUGAAAACCCCUGCAUUCUCCGACAAAAUUCACUGUGUGGCUUUUGUAAUAGACGCUAGUACAAUUGACGUCAUCCCCGAGAAAGUCUGGGAAAGAAUCAAAGCCAUGCAACCAAGGAUGAACUAUAAAGGAAUUCCGCAGGUGGUACUUUUGACAAAAAUCGACAGAAUUUGUGAGGAUAUAUCCGAUGACGUUAGCAAAGUAUUCUUCAGUCCUGCGAUGAAAGAAUGUGUGGAUAAGAUUGCUCUUAUGAUGGGUCUGCCAAGAUCUCAUGUACUUCCGGUGAAGAAUUACGAAAACGAGAUCGGCCUUAACCAGAAUGUCACCAUCUUGUCACUACUCAGCCUCAGACGAAUUUUGAAUUUUGUCGACGACUUCUUGUUCAACAAAGUUGACGAGAUCUCUGCCGGCAAAAUGCAAGCGGUCAAAAUCAGUGAUUAAAACAUAUUUUGUUGAGGAAAAGCCAAUAAACUUUAUAUAUACAUAGUCGCAUAGAUUCUGUUUAUAUUAAGGGAGAAAAAUGUUUGUGCAUGGCACGUUCUUGCAAUACAGAUUGCUUUUGCUUUCUUUCAUUAUUAAUGUAAUAAUUUUCAAUAUCUUAUUGAAGAACUACCAUGAUCUACUUGUUAUUGUUCAAAGUUCUGCGGAAUAGAUUUUCCCUGACAUGAGUUUUAUGAAGUAAAUGACAAAUUGUAAAUAUCAUCAAAACGUUUCCUAAUGCUUAUUUAAAUAGUGUGAACAAAAUAAUCAGUAUAAGUAAUAAGCCUUAAAUAUGUUGUUCUACUAUUAGACUGUGUUGUCUAUUCGAUAACUUAAAUCAUACACAUACAUAUUAUGAAUAAACCAUUUAAUCGUUGCGCGAGGGCAUGAUUCAUAUAUGAGGAUGACAUAAACGUCACAACAUUAGCGGUCCUCAAACGUUGGAAUAUCUGGGCAACACAAUAUUUUGCAUUGGAAAAUAAAUUAAACAGGUAAACUAAAUGCCGAAAAACGAAAUAAAACUACAUGCUUUAAUCUGUUUGGCCCUUGUAAAACUUGUAAGCGGUAAUCGGUGUCAUGUGUGUGGAAAUCCGGAGGGAAAGCAAGAAAUCAACAAUGGUCUAAAAUGUUAAACUACUUAAAAUGUUAAACUAAAUACAGAAAGGGUAAAAUUACUCAAUACUUCAAUAUUGAAGAAUAUAUGCAUAUUACGUAGUUGAAAAUAUGAUGAAAUUUCUGUGAGAACAGUGCAACUAUUCCAAAGAAAUUAAACGUGACAGUCAGGAUAAUUCAAGUUCAUCAAACACAGCUCUAGGAACAUAAUACAUUGUUCCGUAAAAUCAUACAUACAUGUAUAUGCAGGAUCCCAUUUUUUGAUAGAUUAACAUAUUUUAUCAGGGGAGAUCUUCUUUCCAUCAGCUUUUUCCUAGAUCCCACAUUUAUCUGUUUAUUUUUAUAACACGCAUCCCAGGGUUUUGCAUAAGUCUUGAUCAUAAAUCACAAUAUAUUGAAAAUAUAUUAUUUUUCAAUGUGAAUCACAUGAAUUUACGUCAUAAAUAAAUGUAACUUUUGCUAUCAACUGUCCUAUAAAAUAGGUACGUACUUAGUAAUUAUUUAUUCAUACUCUUUUUUAUUGUUAGCACAUUCCUUUUACAGAUUAAUGGUAGGCUCAAUUUUUUCGUUGAUGUAAAAGUAUAAUUUAUAUUUGUAAUAUAUUUUCCUCAUCAACAUUUAUGGUGUAAGAACAUCCGUUUAUGUACAAAUUAUAGUGUUAAAAGUAUGUUCUAUAAUAUAUUUUAAUUAUAUUCUAUCAUUUGAGUAAAUCUCAUGACGAAAAUUUCAAUGCAGAAUGGCCAAUACUAACUUUCAAUGUUCACGUCAUCCUGCAAUACAACAUGAUGCCCAGUUCUGUGAGGUGUUUAAACAUUGUGAUCAGGGAGGAUUGCUCCACAGUUUCUGAAUGCAUAGAUAAUAUAUAUGAAUCAGACUCUUCUACUUCUACAAUAUAAACGUUUGUUUGCUUUACAUAUAUGCCUAGUAUAAGUCUAGAAAAUUAUUUCAGCAGUAUUUGAAAUAAUAAGAACAAAACGAUAUCAUUUUAAUAUGUAACUGUUAAUUUUCUGUGCUUCGAUAUAACAGAUGGCAAAAAUUUGCUAGAAAGAACAGGAAUGCAGUAAGUGAUGAGUCUACAAUAUCUUUAACUAUAAUUUCACGUUAUUUCAGGAGGAAAUAUGAUAUAUUCGUUAAGAUAUUAACAGCUAUUUUGAAUUAAUGCGUUGAUAUUUAUUUGCUUUAUUACAUUAUUAAUAAAACCAA
Molecule: messenger RNA, 3267 nt
Organism: Pecten maximus
Lineage: Eukaryota; Metazoa; Mollusca; Bivalvia; Pectinida; Pectinidae
Product: interferon-induced protein 44-like
Exons: 6
Coding region: 1-1413 (470 amino acids)
Source: RefSeq, a predicted model, not a curated record